Messenger RNA from Clonostachys solani, 1056 nucleotides. The record is from the annotation of a GenBank genome assembly. NCBI's taxonomy places the organism in Eukaryota, Fungi, Ascomycota, Sordariomycetes, Hypocreales, Bionectriaceae.
GGUCAGGUGGUUUCUGCUUCGCCGGAAACCCUAUUAUUUAUUCUUUAUCCUUUACUCUCUUCCAUCCACGAUCAUCUCGGCACUAUGGCUGACACAAAUAUCUCUGGCCAGCGCAAGAUCAAGCUUGUGCGAGCUGCUCAUGUCUAUUAUACGCAUAAGAAUAUCCAAAAAGCCCACCAAUUCCUACAAGACUUCGGCUUUCAGGAAGUCAAGCGCAGCGGAAACAAGACUUACUAUCGUGGGACAGGAUCUGAGCCUUUCAUCUAUUGUGCAGUCGAAGGCUCGGAAAAUGCAUUUGAAGGAGCCGCCUUUGCUGUUGAAUCGCUUGAAGAUUUAGAAUAUGCCGCGAAGACGCUUCCGAAUGCCACCCCCGUUCUCCAACUUCUAGACCAGCCAGGUGGUGGGUUUCGUGUGACGUUUACCGAUCCUAUUGACGGUUUUCCCUUCCAUCUCGUUCAUGGCCAAACCUCGGUUGAGCCUGGAGACAGUGGUCUAUUGCAGCGACGGUUCAACUUCCCUGAGGUCAAGAUGAGACCAGGAAACCAAUUUCAAAGAUUUAAGAAAGGUCCCGCCCCAGUGCAUAAAUUGGGCCAUUUUGGUUUAUGUGUCACAGAUUUUGCCAAGUUCUACAGCUUUUUCACAUCCCGCUUCAAUUUCGUGCCUAGUGACCUGGUGCACGAUGAAAACGGCCGUGAUAUUACGACCUUCUUGCACCUUGACCGGGGCUCAGAGUUAGUUGAUCAUCACUGCUUCUUCUUCUUCGAAGGCCCCAAGCCGCAUGUCCAUCACUCCUCGUUUGAGACGUACGACUUCGACACACAGCUGCUGGGUCACGACUGGCUUCGUCAGCAGGGUUAUGAAAACUGCUGGGGCGUCGGCAGGCACAUCAUGGGAAGCCAAAUAUUUGAUUACUGGUUUGACCCGUCGCAUUUUAUCCUCGAACAUUACGUCGACGGUGAUCUUGUCAACUCCAGCCAUGAAAUGAACAGGAGCAAAGCGUCGCAUAACAAUCUUCAUGUCUGGGGACCUGAUCUGCCUGCAACAUUCCUACUCUAA